AUCGCAGGAAUAUUAAUCGAUUCAGUGGAUGAAUCGUUACACCCCUAAUGUCUAUGCAUGAUAGGCAGGACGUCCCCAGUUCUAAAUGAUUAAUAGUUUGGGAGCUUCUUGUCAGAAGACGAGUGUGGAAACAUCUGUGUCCUUGUGCAUGUGCAAAAUUCUCCACUUCACAGGAUACAAAGACAAUGAUCAAACCUUCCUUGUUCUGCAUUGUCAUUCUAAAUUUUUUUAAGAGAACAUCAUAAAUACUAUAGUGGGCUUGAAAUGAAAGACCCGUUGAAUAUUUAGUUUUGGCGUUUUUCUUCCCCCCGACUCUUUGCGUGUUCACGUCGUAUGCCACAGGCAGGUGCACCUUCCUCUUUAAAUAUCGGCUUUGUCUUGUGCUGUUUCCGACGACACUGAUCAUUCAUGCUGCGUCCUGCUCACUGAAGACAGCACGUCAAGAGACGACAGUUCGAGUUCACUGAUGGACUCUGCCGUGUUAAUCCAAGGAGACGACCUCGCUGCCCUCCUAGACGGCUACGACGACAUUUUCGCCAAUGUCUCUCAUGAGGAAAGCGACCUGUGUGACACGAACGAGGCGGGGCCUUUUGAGGCGGUGUUCAUCCCCGCGCUGUACUCCGUGGCGUUCGUCGUCGGCAUCCUGGGCAACGGCGUGCUGCUGGGCGUCCUGGUCCAGAGCAGGAGGUCCUGGAGCGUGACGGACACCUUCAUCGUCCACCUGGGGGUGUCCGACGUUCUGCUGCUGGCGACUCUGCCCGUCUGGGCCGCUCAGUCCGCACAGGCCGACGGGUGGACGUUCGGCUCGCCGCUCUGUAAGAUCACCGGAGCGGUUUUUACGAUCAACUUCUACUGUGGGAUCUUUCUGCUGGCCUGCAUCAGCCUGGACCGCUACCUGUCCAUCGUCCACGCCACCCAGAUGUACUCGCGCCGGAAGCCCCGGGUCGUUCAGGUCAGCUGCUUGGCCGUGUGGCUCUUCUCUCUGCUCCUCUCCAUCCCUGACUGGAUCUUCUUGGAAGCCGUGGAGGAUUCCGGGCGAGGCCAAAAAACCCAGUGUGUGCGCAACUACCUGAUGAACGCCUCUGGGAAAGUAGGGGACUGGCGACUGGCGUCCCGCCUGCUCUUCCACACGGCGGGCUUCCUGCUGCCUUCGGUCGUCCUGAUCUUCUGCUACUCCUGCAUCCUGCGCCAGCUGCGCUGCGGCUCCCGGGCCCCCCAGAAGCAGAAAGCCUUCAGGGUCAUCGUGACGGUGGUGGUGGUUUUCUUCCUCUGCUGGACGCCGUACAACAUCACGCUCAUGGUGGACACGCUUCAUUCCGCCGACCACAACGACACCUGCGGAACCAGGACGUCUCUCGGGACAGCCAAGAUGAUCACCUCCUCCGUGGGUUACCUCCACUGCAGCCUCAACCCCGUCCUCUACGCCUUCGUGGGCGUCAAGUUCCGACGCCAGCUCCUCGGCAUCCUGAGGUCCCUGGGCUGCGAGCUGAAGACGAGAGCCCACCCGCAGUCUGUGACCAGCAGGAGAAGCUCCAUUUGGUCCGAGUCUGGCGACACGUCCAACUCCCUCGCCAUCUAGAAAAGGGACGCGGGCGCGUUGACGACCACUCGAACGGAACGGACCACGCGGACACGACGGGACGGAAGCUCCCAUAGAGAAGAGUUCUAAAUGUUUCCGGUAUGAGCCCGUGCACAUGCUCGCCUUUCUUUCCGUGUCUGUUACACGGCUAAAAUAAUUGGGUCCGUCUGUUCUCAGCAAAUCUAUUUUUCUUGUAAAGGAAGUAGUUAUUUCCCUUUUGGGACCAAAGGGCUUCAUUGCAACAUGUUCGUUGGUCAGUAAUGUUGCUAAAGCUGUAUACCGCUUUGAAAUAGAUUUUAUGCCACAAUAAAAGGUUCCCGCUUGUUGUGCUUUUGUGAAUGUUUUGUUCAAAUACAAAAUAAAACAUUUGUUUAAUGAUGAA
This is a messenger RNA of Gasterosteus aculeatus aculeatus (three-spined stickleback), 1961 nucleotides long. RefSeq names its product chemokine (C-X-C motif) receptor 3, tandem duplicate 1 (gene cxcr3.1). Gene Ontology annotation, molecular function: C-X-C chemokine receptor activity; C-C chemokine receptor activity; C-C chemokine binding. Gene Ontology annotation, cellular component: membrane; external side of plasma membrane. Lineage: Eukaryota; Metazoa; Chordata; Actinopteri; Perciformes; Gasterosteidae. The record is from RefSeq and is a predicted model, not a curated record. Gene Ontology annotation, biological process: positive regulation of cytosolic calcium ion concentration; regulation of leukocyte migration; calcium-mediated signaling.